ACACCAAGGAAGAAUUCAGCGCAGACACCAGCAGCAACUCUUGCGGUCAGUGUGCCCUUCACCCACGCCAUGCCGCUCAUGACGGCCUUGAGUCGAAAACGACGACCAUCCUCUCCUCCUCCGCCCUCCCAUUCGGCUCGCUGGGCCAACCCGCCGCUCUCCAAAAUCCCAAAACUCAACCAUCUCUUCGAUGGGACAGGCUCGCGAUCGAUGGAGUCCACCAGCACCGGACGGUCAAAGCUCAGCGUCAAGAGCCAGCUCAAGAGAGGGGUCUCCAGCAUCAAGACGGUGCUGGGCUUGGGAGACAGAUGUAGUGACGGCAGCGUCCAGCAUCAUACUGAGGCCAUGUUUCCACUGACCCAGGGAAAUCAAUCCGUAUAUUUACUCUCCAACGAAUCGAAUACAACAAUGAUCCACCAACCUCUGAGGAUUCGACUCACUGCAAUCGCCGACAGCCCAGAAGAUGACCAGGAAACAUUAGUGUCUCCGACUAUCAGCAGCGCCCCGAUUACCCCCGGGUUACACGAAAUCCCUGAAAAUGAAGAUGAUAAUCCCUAUGAUGUUUAUACCACCCACAAUAGUGGCAGGGAGAUAUCCCGGAGUCAAUCUGCUCCUGGACUCCAGCGCCGCAUCAGCCAGAAGUUUCAACAAGCAUUCGGCAAUGGGAAUUCGACUGUUGUCAAGAAGUCAGAGUUACGCUCGAGACCUAGCGUUCAGACGCUGCUGCGGGAAUCAGCCAUGGCUUCCUCUACACCGUUCUCAUCUACGCCUUCCACAUUGAACAGUGGUACCUUUUCCUCCAUCGAUCGUAAUGCAUCGACUCCGCAGACAUCGGAGCCUAUAACUCCACUGUCGACCGUCCGUCGCGGGAGCGUCAAUUCAUCCGACAUCGACCACCAGACUUUCACAGGAGAAAGUCGCUUGCUUAGUCCCAUUCCGGAGGGCGUCAUUUCUCCUUCCCUUACCAUCAGGACGGUCGAAGCCGCUGCCACGACCAAAAUGUUUUUCGAGCUCCACUUCAACUCAUUGUUCGGUGACACUUCGCCGAGAGCAACACGGCGGAAGGAUUUGGAGAAGCGGAUGCGAGAACUGCAUCUGCCUCCAGGUAUUCGGGAUCGCGCUCGGAAAGCAUGGGAGGUGGCUAAGAGCGAGAAUCUCCGGCAGCAUCGAGUGCUGAAAAAUACGACCAACGAAGCCAAAGCAAGCAAAGGAGUCAGCGUCGGUGGCUUUGAAGUGGUCAGCGUCCUUGGAAAAGGGAGCUUUGGGGUCGUUCGACUGGUCAAGGCAAAAAACAGUCAGGAUGGGUUGCACAGCCCUGAAGGGAGGGAUACCGACAAAAUGCUGACCAAUGUAUCUUCUCGCUCCAGCCUCAAGUCUUCCAGCAGAGCGCUGUCUGGCAGCCUCUUUAACAAGCGCACGAAUUCCAUCCAGGCCAGGAAGGAAGUCUACGCGAUGAAGGUGAUUCGCAAGUCAGAUAUGAUCCGCAAUGGACAAGAGGGACAUCUACGAGCCGAGCGCGAUUUCCUGGUGGCAGCAGAGGGCUCAAAAUGGGUUAUUCCACUGAUUGCCGCUUUUCAGGACCGGAAACACUUGUACCUAGUCAUGGAGUACUGCAUUGGAGGCGAUUUUCUGGGGCUGCUCAUCCGCAAGAACACCCUCAGCGAAGAGUUCACGAAAUUCUACAUUGCGGAAAUGAUUCUCUGCGUCGAAGAAGCCCAUCGCAUGCAGUGGAUUCACCGAGAUGUGAAGCCAGACAAUUUUCUCAUUGCGUUCGACGGGCAUUUGAAGAUUUCAGACUUUGGUCUGGCUUUCGAUGGAGACUGGUCUCACGACCAAAGGUUCUAUCAAAAGAACCGUCACUCGCUGUUGGACGAAUUGGGGAUUGUCGUGGACGGUGACGAGCAGGACAAACAGGAGAAGGAAGCCCAGUCACACCACGCAAGCAGGAAGCAUGGAAAAGACGAUUCGACAUACAAGGAGGAACCUACGCUUGGGGAGCCAAUCUUGGAUUGGCGCAACCGGUCGCAACGUCGACGUUUGGCCCGUUCAGUGGUUGGAACUUCGCAGUACAUGGCCCCCGAAGUCAUUCGCGGCGAGAUGUACGACGGACGAUGCGACUAG
Cladophialophora immunda is the source of this 2121-nucleotide messenger RNA. RefSeq lists its product as uncharacterized. The record is from RefSeq and is a predicted model, not a curated record. Gene Ontology annotation, biological process: intracellular signal transduction; peptidyl-serine phosphorylation. Gene Ontology annotation, molecular function: ATP binding; protein serine/threonine kinase activity. Bases 70 to 2121 code for a protein of 683 amino acids. NCBI's taxonomy places the organism in Eukaryota, Fungi, Ascomycota, Eurotiomycetes, Chaetothyriales, Herpotrichiellaceae. The transcript is spliced from 2 exons.